Molecule: messenger RNA, 1603 nt
Organism: Mercurialis annua (annual mercury)
Lineage: Eukaryota; Viridiplantae; Streptophyta; Magnoliopsida; Malpighiales; Euphorbiaceae
Product: benzyl alcohol O-benzoyltransferase-like
Exons: 2
Coding region: 74-1435 (453 amino acids)
Source: RefSeq, a predicted model, not a curated record
GACUAAUAUAAUCAAACAAAAUAGUUGCCAUAUUGGGUAAGAUCUAUAUCCAACAUCUAAACAUACUUGUGCCAUGAAACCACAUGCAAGUUCCAUAGAGUUCAAGGUUAACAGGCGUGAACCUGAGCUCAUAGCUCCGUCAAAGCCCACACCUCAUGAAUUUAAGCCGUUGUCGGACAUUGACGACCAAGAAGGUCUCCGUUUCCAUAUUCCUGUCAUACAAAUCUAUCGUCAUGACUCCUCCAUGCAAAGAAAGGACCCCGUUAAGGUGAUCCGCGAGGCACUUGGUAAAGCAUUAGUAUCUUAUUAUCCUCUUGCCGGAAGACUUAGAGAAGGACCUAAACGCAAGCUUACGGUGGAAUGCACCGGUGAAGGAGUGUUAUUUGUUGAGGCUGAUGCCGAUUUUGAACUUGAACAUUCCGGCAACGUACUUGAACCUCCAUUUCACUUCUUAGAUGAGUUCAUUUUUGAUGUACCUGGCUCUAGCGGAGUCAUAAACUGCCCCUUGAUAUUUAUUCAGGUCACACGCCUCAAGUGUGGUGGUUUUGUUUUUGCCCUUCGACGCAAUCACACGAUGGCCGAUGGCCCUGGCAUAUAUCAAUUCAUCAAAGCGAUCGGAGAAUUAGCCCGCGGAGAACCUUCCCCUUCUAUACUCCCUGUAUGGGAAAGACAAGUCCUUAACGCGAGGAAUCCACCGAUGACCACAUGCAUACAUAGCGAAUACGAUGAUUUUACGACAACAAUUCCAUUUCCACUUGAUGACUUAGUUCAUCAAGCAUUCUUUUUCGGACCCAAUGAAAUAGCCGCUCUUCGAAGCUAUGCUCCUCCUCAUCUUCGUCACUGCACUACAAUGGAAAUAGUAACAGCAUGUCUUUGGAAGUGUCGAACUAUUGCGCUUCAACCCGACCCAUUGCUGGAAAUGCGAAUGCUAUUUCCUAAUAAUGUACGCAACAAAUUUAGUCCCGAGUUAAUACCAAAAGGAUACUACGGCAACGGAUUUAUAUUUUCAACAGCAGUAUCCACUGCUGGAGAGCUCAUAAAAAAUUCUACAGGCUAUGCAUUAGAAUUAAUUAGAAAGGCUAAAGCAGAGAUGACGAGAGAGUAUGUGCAAUCAGCAGCGGAUACGCUAGUGAUUAAGGGUCGACCUAAUUGUCCAGCGGAGGGGUCAUACAUGAUAUCAGAUGUGAGAUAUUUAGGAUGCAGAGAGGUAGAUUUUGGAUGGGGCAAGGCUUUAUAUGGCGGUCCUCCUAAAUCAACUACUCUUUAUUUAAGUCAUUUUGUAGCAUUUGAGAAUAAGAAAGGAGAAAAUGGAUUUAUAGCGCCAUUGUGUUUGCCAGCACAAGUAAUGGAAAGAUUUGUGAAGGAGUUACAAAUUCUCUUGCAAACUGAUAAGCCAUUCAAUGAUUGUGGAUUGACAACAGAUGGGCACCAUUAGUAAAGUCUGCUUUAUGAAUAUUGUUUAAAUCAAGUUCAAAUUAUGAGCUUAAGUAAUUUUUUUUAUAUAAUUAGAGAGGAGGAAGCACUUGUGUGAGGAAAUGAACCCACGACCUUAACGGUUAUUUGAGCUACAAUUCGAUGGUAUAUAUGAGCUUAAGUACUCUUA